Glarea lozoyensis ATCC 20868 is the source of this 594-nucleotide messenger RNA. Its product is annotated as Tubby C-terminal. The record is from RefSeq and is a predicted model, not a curated record. NCBI's taxonomy places the organism in Eukaryota, Fungi, Ascomycota, Leotiomycetes, Helotiales, Helotiaceae. The coding region runs from base 1 to 594 and encodes 197 amino acids. The transcript is spliced from 3 exons.
AUGGCAGUCCAACUCCAACCCGUCAACCCUCCUAUGGGUCCCAACCUAGGUUUCUGCGUCGGCAAAACCACCGUUCUAACCAUGAAAGAGAAAGUCUGGUCCCUCUCCGGCGACACCUUCACCAUCACGGACGAGAACGACCAAGUCGUCGUCCAAUGCAACGGCACCACCUUCUCCAUGUCGGACCGCAAGGAAUUCCUCAGUCCCGACGGUCGACCGCUGUUUAGUCUGCGCAACAAGCUGUUGUCGAUCCAUAAAUCGUUUUAUGCCGAGGGAGCUGGGGGAGAGAUUGUGUUUGAGGUUAAAUCGAAGUUUUCGUUCCUGAAAUCGAAAAUGCAUGCUACCUUUACCAACGCCUCGGAUAAACAAGUCGUGGAGUUGGAGUGUAGAGGUGAUUGGUUGGAUCGAAGUGCUACGAUUACAGAUUUGAAGAAUGGACAGGUCGUGGCGCAGAUUAGUCGGAGUCGAUUUAAUAUGCGCGAGAUCUUGGGCGGACAGCAGAGUUAUUAUGUUGCGGUCGCGCCCAAUGUCGAUCUUUCUCUUAUGGCGGCGAUUUGUAUUUGUUUGGAUGAAAAGGAGAAUGAGAAGAAGUGA